AUGGCAUGGUACGGGCAGAUCGAACAAUUACAAACAAUUUUCGAUGAACUUGAACGAUUAUUACCAUCAGGUGCUCAAUUGACAUCAUUUAUUGCUACAACUGUUCACUUUAUGGAUUGUCUCAUCAAUAAUCAACGAGGUAAUUUAUUUACGAAUGUUUAUCAUAAUUCAACCGUUCGACCAUUUUUAUUACCUUAUAUACCGAGUUAUGCACGAUUAUCACAUCGAAAAUGGUUUCGAUAUGCAUUCAUACAUGCCUUUCAUUAUUAUUGUUCAUUUGAAGAUUUCGAAGAUGAACGAAUCUAUAUCGAAGCUAUCUUUCUUGCCAAUGGAUAUUCAUUAGACUUUGUUAAAUAUCAUUGGAGACAAUUCCUUAAACGAUUUAAUUUCAGCCUAAUAGAACUAACGGAUCUGAAUUGA
Rotaria socialis is the source of this 420-nucleotide messenger RNA. The record is from the annotation of a GenBank genome assembly. NCBI's taxonomy places the organism in Eukaryota, Metazoa, Rotifera, Eurotatoria, Philodinida, Philodinidae.